CAUUCGUUUCAUUCCGCAAUUUCUCAGCUUUGACUCAACGUCUGUAGUUGUGACCCCACACAUUACACUAGCGAUGACAUCGAACAGUACUAGGCGACAUGCUGACGAAGUGCUCUCACAGUCGCAACCAGUACGGGUGCUGCAUUCUCAGUUGUCUUACAGACGCGGUUACUCAAAUCUAGCGUGCUCUCAAACCAACAUUCUCGUUGCCACCAAAAAACCCACUCCAUCGUCAUGCUCUAUAGAAGCCAUUACCGAAAACACAUAUACAAACAAAAGUCAGCCAAAGAGAACGCCUUUACUUUUGGCUCAGCAAUACCACGGACAUUACGCAAUUACCCAUUUGGAAUGGAAUCAGCGUGGUAACUACCUCGCUACUAUUGACGAAACGGGAAGACUGGCUAUUUGGGAACAAUCUUCAACUCGCUCGUGGGCGAAUGUCUACUGUCAUCAUCUACAACAACCAGCUGUAGCAUUUCUAUGGCUCAACAGCGAAAGAUCGUACUCUGCGACUCAAAAUCCAGAAGGGAAUAAGAAAUUUGUUCUGGAUCAGUUUGUAGGACCGCGCAAUCCGUUUGGCCACCUUGCUUUCCUGAUAGUGACGGUCAGUGGCGAAAUUACUGUACAUUAUCAACGCAACUCCAAUAUCUUUUCAUCGUUCUCUACAAGCUUAUUAUGCGCUGGACAGCUGAUGAAACAGAAACAGAGAAAGCAAACAGCACCGUAUACCAUCUUCAAGCAACAAUCAAAAGAAAUCUUGGAUUUCAGUAUGAUUACUGGUAGAUCAUGGAACAAAAUCUCUCAUGCUUCACUUUUACUGAAUACUGAUGGUAAAAUAUACCUGGCUUCUCAUAAUGCCUCGAGUAAGCCCAAAGAAGUGUACUUGACAGAGUUGCAAAUCACCUUUCCAUUAAAGAUAAAGGAGGGCAUCAUAUCGUGCAAGCCGAUAUCGCAAAUCCACCUAACGGCUCCCCUUGUGGACAAGUCACUUCGUAUCCUGCAAGACCCAUUCUCUUCUGUCACUCACUUACUUUUAGUAAAGGGUUUAAGUCAUGUCCGCCUAGCCCUCGCCAUCGGAAAGAUUGAUGACAAUACUACCGAUAUGAUGGGAGAGACACAACCUACGUACAACAGUGCUGUAGCUGUAUGGGAGUUAACAGAGACCAGCAAGCAAAUACCGGCCGAUUUCUUACCCGAAGCUAACCACGGAUCAAGCUUUGCAACACCAGGACGAAAUGCACUUAAACUAGCAUAUGGCCACUCUGUCCCGGAUCGUCUCAUCACAGUAUUGAAAGCGGCAGAUGCCAACAGAGAUUUGGUAGUUGGGUUCAGCGACGGCAGUAUACAAAUGGAAUACAGAGACAGCGCAACACUGGGAGUAUCCAAAUCGAAUGAGGAUUGGACCUCGAGUAACGAUGAUAUCAGUAUCAUUGGAUCCAGUUUUUGGGAGAUUACUGGCGUACAUCAGUUUGACGAUGGUGUGGAUGAUCCUGUUCGAGACAUAGUAACAUCUGCCAAUGAAACGCACUUGAUUUACAUGUUCUCAUCGGGCAAAUUGGGAUCACGAAGAAUAACGAGCGACCAGUUAAUUGAAUCGACACCGGAUAUACGCGGGACGAAGGAGUCAUUGACUCAGUUACUUGUGUUGGGUCUUUUGAACCAUGUCGAUUGCUCUGAUCUGUUUACAGAGGCUGCUCGACUUAUCAAGGAAAAUAAUAUAAAUGAUUUUGCGGACCAACUUGUUCAAGACAUUUUGAUACAGUAUGAGCAUAUUUAUGAUUUUGAUACCUCGGACCUGGAAAUCAAAUCGGAGGAUGGCGAACAGAGGAAGGAUACAACACUUCCAGAAAUGUGGGCGAGCACGCAGCUGGUGCAACUGUUCACCUUCCUGAUUUCAAUAUAUAGAACUACAAAUUCAAAGAGGAUACAAUGUCGCAAUUUAUUUGAUUCCAUACAGCUGCAUGCUAUUCUAGAAUGCUUAAUGAGUAGCUGUAUAUCUGAUUAUGAUGCCAUAUCUCGGUUGUUUGCCCUGAAGGAUGUCACGAAAGUACAAGACAUCAAUUUGGAGUUCGAUAUAGCAACUCUGUGGCCAUUGGUUCCUUUAUCAUCUUGGGUCAUGGAUUAUAUUGUAACGGUCAUGCAGGCGUGGUCUCUAUUGUUUAACCGUAAGGUUGCAAAUGGCAAUGCCGUGGAACGAGCAACAACUACACCAAAUCCAACCGCCAUAUUGUUGCAUCCGGAGUCACGAGAAUGCAUUCGCAGGCUACUGUUGUUGAUUGAUCGAUAUGCGUCAUUUGUCAGUAACACAACCUUAGCUCCACCUAAUAAGCCAGUUCUAGAAGGCUACAUCAAAAGCAUAUUGGAAGACAACGCUAUCUCUAUAAAGGCGAUGGUGGAGUUCCUUUUCGAUCUGGAUGACGUUGAUAAAUCUGGGAAACCGCAGACAGAUGCAUCAACAUUCAGCCUACUUACCAAGCCCAUGCUACCCAAAGAUAAACUACAAGCCCUACAAGAGUUGACGACAAAGCACAAGCGGACGUGCACUUCGCCGUCUUUCUUUUUACUUGGCGAAAUGAACGUUAUAAAUCCCAUGUAUGCUACACAGCAGCACACAGCUGUAACAAACGCAUAUGGUAUACGCCGAUGUAUAAGAUGCUAUCAAAGCUCAAUGUCGGAAAUAACGCAAGCUAGUGUGGGAGACCUGGGCAUGGCUAUGCCAACUCCGUGGCAGCAAAGCCUGAUCAGAUUUUGCCUCUGUGAGGAAGCGUUUAUUUGAGUUUCUUCCGAUAUAUGACUCAACGGGGUACUGCAUCCAAGUAAACAUACUGCCAUCCCCAUUUUGAAGUCUAGCGAAUAGGAAUAAAGUCACCAUUUCGGGCCGAUGAUUUUAGCGCUGCCAGUCAGACCAUGUUGAUUUGUCCCCCGUAUAAGGGAAGCA
Messenger RNA from Umbelopsis ramanniana AG, 2938 nucleotides. RefSeq lists its product as uncharacterized. The record is from RefSeq and is a predicted model, not a curated record. Bases 74 to 2776 code for a protein of 900 amino acids. Gene Ontology annotation, biological process: positive regulation of DNA-templated transcription. The transcript has 14 exons. Gene Ontology annotation, molecular function: protein binding. NCBI's taxonomy places the organism in Eukaryota, Fungi, Mucoromycota, Umbelopsidomycetes, Umbelopsidales, Umbelopsidaceae. Gene Ontology annotation, cellular component: mediator complex.